Molecule: messenger RNA, 580 nt
Organism: Rubroshorea leprosula
Lineage: Eukaryota; Viridiplantae; Streptophyta; Magnoliopsida; Malvales; Dipterocarpaceae
Source: the annotation of a GenBank genome assembly
CUGUCAAAAGAUGUUAAAAUCAUAAAGCAGCUUCCUAGAAGGGGAGGAAAAUCUUGGAUUCCACACACUAUGCGUGUUCCAAGGAAAUGUAGUGGAACAUGUUACAAAAAUCGUGUAUUGCCUGUUCUUUUGAAAAGGCCAUACAGCUCACCAAGUUUGAUUACAGGCUUGCGAACAAAUUAGAUACAGACAUGCAGAAGUUAAGAUGUAGAGUUAACUACCAUGCCUUGAGGUUCACCGAUCCUAUUCUUCAAUUGGGUAAAAUGCUUGUAAAUCGAAUGAGGUUGAGAAGCAAGCAUUAUAUUGCCCUGCAUUUGAGGUUUGAACCGGAUAUGCUUGCAUUCUCAGGAUGUGAUUAUGGUGGAGGUGAAAAGGAAAGGACUGAACUAGGUGCGAUUCGUAGGAGGUGGAAAACUUUACAUAAAACAAAUCCUGAUAGGCAAAGGAGGCAAGGAAGAUGCCCACUCACUCCAGAGGAAGUAGGUCUGAUGCUGAGAGCACUAGGAUAUGGAAGUGAUGUCCACAUCUAUGUGGCAUCUGGUGAAGUGUAUGGAGGGGAGGAAACAUUGGCACCUCUGAA